GUUGUGGAAAAUCAUAUAAAGCUUACUUUCUUUGACCGCCCCAUCUCCUCUGUCUCUCUCUGUCUACCCUCCUCUCUCCUCUGUUCUGUGUUUUGGUCCCUGACUCUCUGGUGCGUGGGGAGACAAAAACUACCCAUAAAAAGCUUGCCAUUCCAAAUGGGUUUUCCAAAAUUUCAAGCUUUGAAAAUUUCAUCAAAGCAAACUCGUGUUUUUGAUACUCAUCUAGCCCACUUUUCCAUUCCCAUUUUCAUUCAAGAAACAUCUCAACAAUUUACUCUUAAAGACAAUUCAAACACUGCUCUAUAUUUUCCAGUCCACGCUUGAAAACGUGUCUUGUGCUCCAUUUGAACUCUAUUAGCUUCUUCUUCUUCUUCUCUCUCUCUCUCUGUGUAUAUAUAUAAGGAGGGUAGGUGGUCAGAGUCAUAGACAUCUUUGUAACUUGUAUUGUGUGUAAGAGGCAGAUACAUUUUUGUAGCCUGAAAGCUCUGGUCAGGUGGACACUUGCACUUAACAUAUUGGAAUUUGUAUGGGUUUAUCGCUAUCCUUACUUCCAUCAGCCUGGGAAGAAAUUGUGAGCCACUUGUUUUUCGGUUUGGCCCGCAACAUCAGUUUCGGUUAUAGAGGACAAGAGAUGACCUUGAGUGCUGAUAGCUUUAAGCAAAAAGAUUCAGAAGCUAACUGUAAUGGGUUUGAUAAGAAAAGUAAUAAGAAUUCUAUAAACUUGAACUGUGAACCCAUAAAAGUAAUUCUCAAAACAACACUUUCAUUCAAGAAUUUAGUUCAAGACAUAAGGAAUUCGAGUUUGAACGCAUUGAACAAUAAAGUUGAUGGCUUUAUUGAUAAAUCAGUGCCCUCAAUUUCGCUUCCUGAACCAGCAAUAUUGUUUUCACCAAGACCUGUUAGUGAGCUUGAUGCUGCAGCGGUUAAGGUACAGAAAGUCUAUAAGAGUUACCGUACUCGGAGAAACCUUGCGGAUUGCGCAGUUGUGGUUGAAGAGCUCUGGUGGAAAGCGUUAGACUUUGCUGCUCUCAAACGGAGCUCUGUGUCAUUCUUCAAGGGAGAGAAGAAACAUGAAACUGCUGUUUCCCGAUGGGCUAGGGCUAGGACAAGAGCUGCCAAGGUGGGAAAGGGAUUGUCCAAGGAUGAGAAGGCUCAAAAACUAGCCCUGCAACAUUGGCUUGAAGCGAUUGAUCCACGGCAUCGGUAUGGACACAAUUUACAUCUGUAUUAUGAUAUCUGGUUUCAAAGUGAGAGCACUCAGCCUUUCUUCUACUGGUUGGAUGUAGGCAAUGGCAAGGAAGUAAACCUUGAGGCCUGCCCAAGAAUCAAGCUACAGCGCCAAUGCAUCAAAUACCUAGGACCAAAAGAAAGGGAAGCAUAUGAAGUAAUUGUUGAAAACGGGAGGCUUUUGUACAAAGAAAGUGGGUGUUUCGUAGAAACCACAGAGGGUUCGAAGUGGAUUUUUGUCCUAAGCACGUCAAGGACUUUGUAUGUGGGGCAGAAGAAGAAAGGGACGUUUCAGCAUUCAAGUUUUCUAGCCGGUGGAGCGACCACAGCUGCUGGAAGAUUAGUUGCUCAUGAUGGGGUUCUCGAGGCUAUAUGGCCAUACAGUGGUCACUAUCACCCAACAGAAGAAAAUUUCCAGGAGUUCAUUAGCUUCCUUGGCGAGCACCAUGUAGAUCUCACUAAUGUUAAGAGGUGUGCAAUUGAUGAUGACUAUCCUUCAUUUAAGGUUAAUUCUGAGGAGCCACAGCCCAAGCCGGUAUUGACUCUCACUAAAAAUACACAAUCUGAAAAUACAAACACAUCUUAUGUAGACCUUCAGGCUUUGGAACAGUCAAUUACGACCGAUCAUCAAGAAGACACGGGCUCCAAUGAUGCCAACAUUGAAGCCCCAGUGUUCAACUUUGACAAGCCCUUGUCAUGCAAGUGGAGUACCGGAGCCGGUCCUCGUAUUGGUUGUGUCCGGGACUACCCAACAGAGCUACAAUUCCGAGCACUCGAACAAGUAAACCUGUCACCCCGAGUUGCUUCACCCUUCGGCAAUUAUGGUCCGAUCCCAUCUCCCCGGCCGAGCCCAAAGGUCUGGGUUUCUCCUAGAUUAGCAUACAUGGGACUCCCAAGUCCUAGGACCCCCAUUCCCACAGCUAGCUAAGGCGAUUGGUAAUAUAGGGAUAACUCAAAACUAGCAGCACCAGGGGCAGAUGUGCCCUGAAUGCGUGUUUUUGCAGCAUAUGCUAGGGGAUGAAGGGGGGCUAACUUGAUUUCUUGAUUUCUUCAUUAUUUUGUAGAUGGUUCAAUUGAUCUGGAUCAUAUUUACAGCCAAUUUUGGCUCUCUUUUUUUCUUUUUUUUUUCCCUUUCUUCCUUUUUUAUUGAUUCAUUCUUGUAAACAAAAUUCUAGUUGGUAAUUUUCAAUGAAAAAUAAGAUUUAGUUUGCCGUUGAAA
This is a messenger RNA of Camellia sinensis, 2446 nucleotides long. RefSeq names its product IQ domain-containing protein IQM1. Lineage: Eukaryota; Viridiplantae; Streptophyta; Magnoliopsida; Ericales; Theaceae. The record is from RefSeq and is a predicted model, not a curated record.